UGGACCAAUCAGAGGGCAGCAGCAGCAGAGGCGGGUCAUCAGAGGCUCAGCAGCGGCUGCGUGUUACUCUCCUCCACGCCUCAACGACGGACGCACACAAACUUGCCUCCGGCUCAUUUAUUUCCCUCAAAACCAACUCUACCCUUCUCUACCAAUUGGACUGAGCAGCCCUCAUCAUGUCUAAAGGCACAGUGGUUCUUGCCUACAGCGGUGGACUGGACACAUCCUGUAUUCUGGUUUGGCUGAAGGAACAGGGCUACGAUGUAAUUGCGUUCUUGGCCAACAUUGGUCAGGAUGAAGAUUUUGAAGCUGCCCGGAAAAAGGCAGAAAGCCUUGGUGCAAAGAAGGUUUUCAUUGAAGACCUGCGUGCAGAGUUUGUGGCGGACUUCAUUUGGCCUGCAGUUCAGGCAAAUGCCAUCUAUGAGGACCGAUACCUGCUGGGCACAUCUGUAGCACGGCCCUGCAUCGCCCGCCGACAGGUCGAGAUUGCACGCAAGGAGGGUGCAAAUUUUGUCUCCCAUGGUGCCACAGGAAAGGGAAAUGACCAGAUCCGUUUUGAGCUCACAUGCUAUGCCCUCUACCCUGAAGUUAAGAUCAUUGCACCGUGGAGGGUCCCUGAAUUCUACAACCGUUUCCGGGGAAGGAAAGACCUGAUGGAAUAUGCUGAGAAACAUGGCAUCCCUGUGCCUGUCACUCCUCGGGCCCCCUGGAGCAUGGACGCCAACCUCAUGCAUAUAAGCUAUGAGUCUGGCAUCUUGGAGAAUCCUAAGAGCCAUGCUCCGGUUGACCUGUACCUGAUGACCAAAAACCCAGAAGAUUCUCCCAACACUCCGGAUGUACUGGAGAUAGAGUUCAGAAACGGAGUGCCUAUCAGGGUGUCCAAUAAGAAGGACAGCACAUCUGAGGAAUCACCUCUGGGUAUCUUCUCAUACCUCAAUACAGUUGGUGGAAAGCACGGCGUUGGUCGGAUUGACAUCGUAGAGAACCGCUUCAUUGGCAUGAAGUCCCGAGGGAUAUAUGAAACUCCAGGAGGCACAAUUCUGUUGCAGGCCCAUUUAGACAUUGAGACCUUUACCAUGGACAAAGAGGUCCGUCGGAUCAAACAGGGACUGGGUAUCAAGUUCUCUGAACUCGUCUACAACGGUUUCUGGUACAGUCCGGAGUGUGAUUUUGUGCGACACUGCAUAAGCAAAUCCCAGGAGAACGUGGAGGGCAAAGUAAUGCUGUCUGUCUUCAAGGGUCAGGUCUACAUCCUUGGACGAGAGUCACCCAAGUCCCUCUACAACGAAGAGUUGGUCAGCAUGGAUGUGCAGGGAGACUACGACCCAUGCGAUGCCUCUGGAUUCAUCAGGAUUAAUGCUGUCAGGUUAAGGGAACACCAUCGUUUGCAGGGUCUCGCCAGCACCACCAAGAAAUAACUGCUGCAGUCCCGUGAACCAUCUUUCUCCUCCAGUUUAAGCAGUAUAGGUCUAGACUUUGUGCCUCCGUUGUAAACCUUUUUCCUUACUGUCUGCCGUUAGUUAUGUUAGGAUCUGGUUAUCUAAAACACAAACCAAACUGUACUGUAGUAUAUACUGUAAAAGGAUUUCUUAGAUGGUGAAGGUGAAUUUCUUUGGAGGAAGAAUAAUCUAGAAAAUGUAAUGUACUCAUGAUAGGAAAACAAUUUGAAUCCGGUGUAGAUUAAUGUUAAUUAUAAUUUAGGCAAUUGGUAAUGUGUUUCAUAAUAUUUUAUUUCUUGAAUGUGCCUCAUUGUUGGUGUAUGUCAGUACAUGAGCAAACAAGUUCCUUGUUUCAGAAAUAAAACCAAGUGAAUAGUG
Messenger RNA from Larimichthys crocea (large yellow croaker), 1817 nucleotides. It is a transcript of the gene ass1, whose product is annotated as argininosuccinate synthase 1. Gene Ontology annotation, cellular component: cytoplasm. Bases 177 to 1418 code for a protein of 413 amino acids. The transcript is spliced from 15 exons. The record is from RefSeq and is a predicted model, not a curated record. Gene Ontology annotation, molecular function: ATP binding; argininosuccinate synthase activity. Gene Ontology annotation, biological process: urea cycle; L-arginine biosynthetic process. Lineage: Eukaryota; Metazoa; Chordata; Actinopteri; Sciaenidae.